Prorocentrum cordatum is the source of this 2258-nucleotide messenger RNA. The record is from the annotation of a GenBank genome assembly. Lineage: Eukaryota; Dinophyceae; Prorocentrales; Prorocentraceae.
CGGGCACCGAGCCGACAUGUCUUGCAUUAUUAAUUGUUGCUAGAUUGCGCGCUAUGUGAAUGUUGGUCAGAUCCGUUUGUUGCAACUUGGUCCGCCAUGCGUGAUCCGUUGCCUUGGUGCAUGUGUGUGCGUAUGUGCGCAAGCACGGCUUUCAAGCGUGAGUUUGUCUGGGAUGCGGGAAAGCCACGGAGCAUUUCAGAAUAUGUCAUUCGGGCGUUUUGGGUAACACAUUCGGGCUCAAGAUCUAUCUUUCUGUCGUCGCAGACCGUUGCCGCUCACUUCGCGCACCGAGACUGGCUUGGCCUGGCCCGCGAGAUCAUGGCCGCGAUGCCCCCAGUGUGGAGCGAACUGUUUACACAGGCGACCAAGAUGAAGGGCACCCACCUCAAGACCCUCAUGCAGGACCAGGCCCGCAAUGACUCCAUGUUUGUGAAAGCAGUCGGCGGCAUGGUUUUGGAUUAUUGCCGCGAGAAGGUCGACCAGGAAACCAUGGGCAAGCUGUUCGCGCUGGCGGAGAAGACAGGCGUCGAAGAGAAGAAAAAGAAGAUGUUCUCGGGAGUGAAGAUCAACGAGACGGAGGGACGCCCAGCGCUCCACGUCGCGCUCCGUGCGCCGCGAGAGGCCAAGAUCGAGGUCGAUGGCGCCAACGUCGUGACAGAUGUCUGGAAGGUGCUGGACGGCAUCAAGGACUUCUCCGAAAAGGUCCGCUCAGGCGAGUGGAAGGGCUUUACUGGCAAGCCGCUGACGGACGUCUUGUGCAUCGGGAUCGGCGGGUCGUAUUUGGGCGUGGAGUUCGUCUUCGAGGCCCUGAAGACAGACCCGGAGGCAGCAGCCGCCGCAACAGGCCGCCGCCUCCGCUUCCUGGCCAACGUCGACCCAAUCGACGUCAAGCGCGCACUGGAUGGGCUGAGUGCAGAGACCACGCUGGUGCUCGUCGUCUCCAAGACCUUCACGACGGCGGAGACCAUGUUGAACGCCAAGACGGUGAAGGCGUGGCUCAUCAAGGAGCUCGGAGACCCCGCCUGCGUCGCGAAGCACGUUGCGGCGUGCUCCACCGCGCUCGACAAGACUGCGGCGUUUGGCAUCGACUCGAACAACGUGUUCGGCUUCUGGGACUGGGUCGGUGGGCGCUUCUCGUGCUGGAGCGCCGUGGGCGCGCUGCCGCUCUCGCUCCAGUACGGCUUCCCCGUGAUGGAAAAGUUCCUGAAGGGCGCGCACGAGAUGGACAACCACUUCUUCUCGGCGCCGGCCGCGGAGAACCUCCCGCUGAUCAUGGGCCUGCUGAGCGUCUGGAACUGCAGCGUCCUGGGCUACGAGGGCCUCGCGGUGCUCCCGUACUGCCAGGCGCUGGUGCGCUUCGUCCCCCGGACAUCCAGCAGCUGGACAUGGAGAGCAACGGCAAGCGCGUGACCAUGAGCGGCGCCGAGGUGCCCGUGGGCACGGGUGCCAUCUAUUUCGGCGAGCCGGGCACGAACGGCCAGCACUCCUUCUACCAGCUUAUGCAUCAGGGUCGCGCCAUCCCCGCUGAGUUCAUCGGAUUCUCCACCUCACAGAACCCAGUGUCGUUGCCCGGAGAGCCUGUGAGUAACCACGACGAGUUGAUGUCUAACUUCUUCGCGCAGCCCGAUGCGCUGGCUCUUGGCAAGACAGCCGAGGAGCUGAAGGCUGAGGGUGUACCAGAUAACUUGAUCGCGCACAAGACUUUCCCCGGCGACAGGCCGUCGUUGUCGCUGCUGUUGCCUCUGUGCAACGCAACCUGGCUGGGCAAGCUGCUCGCCCUGUACGAGCACAGAACGGCUGUGCAAGGCUGGUGCUGGGACAUCAACUCUUUCGACCAGUGGGGCGUGCAGCUCGGCAAGGUGCUGGCCACCGAGGUGCGGAACUACCUCAAGGACGCCAGGGGCGGGGCCGGCGAUGAUUCGAAGUUCAUUGGUCCUACUAAGAACCUUCUCAAGAAGUACCUGGAGUAGGAGGAGGUGGCCCAGACGGGCACUGCGUCUACCGGCGUGUCCGAGGCUGGAGGCCUUCGUGCACGUCGCCCGCGCGCUGCCUUGUGAGAGGGGCCGAUCAGAGGUUUUCAUGCGGCACGUUUUGCUGCGGGCAGUAGGCGGUCAGGAGGAAUCGCAUGGAGGCGUCGAUGGAUUGACCGAGAAAAGGUGCCAGUAUGGACGAGUGCACAGGUUUCUGAGGUAUCUGAGGUCUCUGAGGACUCCUCCGUCUCGGAGGUCUCUUCCGUCUCUAACGUCUCCUCCAUCUCC